AUGACUUCCUCCAGACCUUCACCACAAGUUCAGAUCUAUCCUGGCAAGGGGCUGGGCUUUAUAAGCAUGUUGACCCUUGGAGCCUCCCUCCACAAUGUGCUUACCCGCGUCAAAUCCCAUCCCCAGACGUACCCCGCAAUAGAUAUCGCAUAUUCGUCCUCGGAGCCUCUUCGCAAACCAGUCACUUUACAACUUCCAUCCAGCGGUCUCCGUCUGCGGUUUGACGGACCGGACCAGAGGCUGCGGUUGAUAGAAGUGCUGGACUUCUCCAAGAUCACCCUUGUUUACAAGAACCAGGAGGUGCUGAAAGGCAUCAAACCACAAGAGCAGCCUGUCACACAGCAAGGGCCCAACUUCCGACAUAUUUAUAAUCGCUUGUUUGGUCCUUCUUACCCCGGAGAGUAUAUACCACCGGAGAACCCCCAGUCACCGUAUGGUACCUACGUUUUAUCGUAUCCCGGUGUCGCUUUCUCUUUUCCGCUUCAGAACUCAGCAUGGUCGGAUCAGUGUGAUUUUGUAGCAUUGCUUUCUUCAUCAGCCGCCCUACCCGCGACUUCGAUGUCCAUUUUCCAAGGGUCAUCAUGGCCGGAAGCUCGAAACAAACUCUUUACCCAGCAGCCACAAUACCCCCGUUCCCCAGCGUUGGUGGGUAAAAGCAGGGACUUCGUACCCGAUGAGAUUGAGGAAUUCCUGAUCUUCGGAGCUGGCAAGAUUGAAGCAAUCCGGCGAUCAACGCCACCUGCUCAGAUCACGUUGUCGGAAACGACUCCGCAGGAUCUGAUCGCAGAGUUCGGGCCCCCCGAUGCGAUAUACCGUAAGAACGAUCGAAGGAUAGCUAUCCACCGGGCGGCAGGCCGUAGCGCUGGAGAGGAUCCUCUUCAUAUGGGUCCAUCUGCUGGCCGCGGAAUCGAUGUCACAGACCUUGAUCACUCGUCCAACAACAGCGUGACUGAUGACUCAGAUGACGAGAAUUUCCAGGCCCACGCAUUGGAUCCUUCCUCUCUACCGGCCGAAUGCUUCUUUAAUUACUUUCAUCAUGGUUUUGAUGCCUUUAUCUCGUAUCCGACAGUAUCUGGUCCUGCCUUUCCCGGAUCUGACCUUUCAGAUCCCACCCCGCCGUCGCCUUCGUCCCAGCUGGUCGUGACCAAGAUCAUCUUGCAUGGGAAUGUACCAGGCUCGUAUCCUUUCAACCGGCAUCGCCGCAGUCGGUGGAAGAUCAUCCACAGCCCGGCCAGCGAUACGCUCACGUCCGAAACUCGGUACGAAGAAGUCUCGGAGCGGCUUCGAUCAGUCUGGAAGGGAGCCUACGCCGACGCCGCCGAGGAGCGUGCCCUGCAACGGCCCAUGAUCUUGAACAGGGGCUGGGGUGACAGUCCUGAAAGCAGUGUCGAGUUUCUGGGCGGAUGGGAAGAAAGCACCGGGAAAGGACAGAGAACGGGGCAGGAUGGCCAUGAUGGAGGUUUGGGGAACACGGAAUUGUUUGGUUUUCCAGGCCUCCUGUUUGAGGUCAUGAAGAAUGGCGCCGUGAGCUCGACUAUGGCGACGUUCAAAGGAGCCCUUAUGGCGGAACUGCCACGGACGCUCGCUCGGUCCUGGUCGUCGACGCUCAAGCUCCCCAAGUCGACGUUCCCCGCACGCGUGACGCCGGCCGAUCAGACGAAAUACCUCCGGCGAUGCACCGACGACCUGUACGCCUGGCAACAGCGUGAGCGACCGACCGACCGGCCCUUUGUCCUCCACGAUGGGCCGCCGUACGCGAAUGGCGAGCUCCACGUCGGUCAUGCGCUGAACAAGAUCACCAAAGACAUCAUCUGCCGCGUCCAACUGGGGCAGGGGCGGCAGGUGCGCUACGUGCCGGGAUGGGACUGUCACGGGCUGCCCAUCGAGCUGAAGGCGCUCGAGGCGCAGAAGGAGCUCCAGAAGGAGGACGGCACGGUCAGCGCGGCGGUGAUCCGCAAGGCGGCCCGCAAGCUGGCGGACAAGACGGUCAAGGCGCAGAUGAAGGGCUUCCGCAGCUUUGCGGUCAUGGCCGACUGGGACCACCACUGGAAGACGAUGGACAAGGCCUUCGAGAAGCGCCAGCUGGGCGUGUUUCGCGAGAUGGUCGAAAGGGGCCUCAUCUAUCGCCGCUUCAAGCCGGUCUACUGGUCGCCGUCUACGGGCACCGCCCUGGCGGAAGCGGAAUUGGAAUACAAGGAAGACCAUAUGUCGACCGCCGCGCUGGUCCGGUUCCCGCUCGCGCAGAUCCCGGAGCAUCUCGCCCAGGACCCGUUGCUGCAGGGUAAGGAGAUCAGCGCCGUGAUCUGGACGACCACGCCCUGGACGCUGCCUGCCAACGCCGCUAUUGCCGUCCACGAGUCGCUGGAGUACACGAUUGUCGAGUCGGAAACGCACGGUCACCUGCUCAUCGCCCAAUCGCGCCUGGAAUACUUGGAAAGCCAGCUGAAGGAGGAUCUGUCGGUCAUCGUGCCGGCCAUCCUCGGUUCUCAGCUGGCGGGUCAGACUACGUAUCGCCCUUUGUUCAAGGGAUCCGCUGCGGAGCCGCAACCCAUUAUCGCGGCGGACUUCGUCACCGCGGACUCGGGAUCUGGUCUUGUGCAUUGCGCCCCCGGUCAUGGUAUGGAGGAUUACGAAGCUUGUCUGUCUCUUGGGAUUCCCGCUUUCGCGCCUGUGAACGACCAUGGCAGAUUCACCGACAAGGCCAUGCCCAGUGAUCCGGCACGGCUCAGCGGGAAAAGUGUCCUGGACGACGGCAACGCGGCGGUUUUGGAGUAUGUCGAGUCUCAGGGCCAGCUUCUCACUCAGCAUAAGUACGAGCACAAGUAUCCUUACGACUGGAGGUCCAAGCGCCCGAUCAUCAUCCGCGCUACGGAGCAGUGGUUUGCCGACGUCGCCGAUAUUCGCGGUCAUGCUUUGGAAGCGCUGAACGACGUCAACUUUGUUCCGAUCUCGGGCCGGCAACGCCUAGAGAACUUUGUCAAGAACCGCAGCGAAUGGUGUAUCUCUCGUCAACGCGCCUGGGGCGUUCCCAUCCCGGCUCUCUAUCACCGGGGCACUGGGGAUGCCGUGCUCACGAAGGAUAGCGUGAGCCACAUCAUGGGCGUGAUUGAGGAGCGUGGAAUCGACGCAUGGUGGACCGACGAAGCGAACGAUGACGCGUGGGUCCCUCCGUCGCUUCGAGACGCAUCCGGGCCUGGGUACCGACGAGGAACCGACACGAUGGAUGUGUGGUUCGACAGUGGCACCAGCUGGGCCGAAGUGGACGUCCCUUACCGCGAGGAUGGCCGUCCGGCCGACGUCUACUUCGAAGGUACCGACCAGCACCGCGGAUGGUUCCAGUCCGGGCUUCUCACCUUCAUCGCCCACCAGCUUGCUUCCGGACAGACUGCUUCGCCGCGGGCGCCGUUCAAACACCUCAUCACCCACGGCUUCACUCUGGAUGAAGAGGGCCGCAAGAUGAGCAAGUCCAUUGGCAAUGUGAUGCUGCCGCAUCAGAUCAUGGACGGAACGCUGUUGCCACCCUUGAAGCCGCGUAAAGGCAAGGGGAAGAAGCAGGCUGAAAACCAGGCUCCGGUCUAUGACGCGCUUGGGCCAGAUGCUCUCCGCAUGUGGGUGGCCAGCAGUGACUACACGCGCGAUGUGGUGAUUGGGAAGCAGGUGCUCCAGACCGUGAACACCAGUCUGCACAAGUACCGCGUGACCUUCAAGCUGUUGCUGGGUGCUCUGUCCGAUUUCCGGCCCCAGGACCGUGUCUCGUACGGUAACCUGCAACAGGUCGACCGGAUCGCACUGAAGCACCUGUCCGAGAUGGUUCUGGCCUGCCAGAAGGCUUGCCAAAAUUUCGAGUUCUACAAGGCGGUGAACGCGAUCAAUCGCUGGGCCAACCAGGAGUUCUCGGCGUUCUACAUGGAGGCCAUUAAGGACCGUCUCUACACCUACGGCGAAAACAGCGCGAGCCGGCGUGCUGCGCAGACGACGCUGUUCCACAUCUACCAGCAUCUCCAGGAAGUUUUGGGACCGAUCACCCCCAUGCUUGUGGAGGAGACGUGGGAACACACCCCCGCGGCGAUCAAGGAACACUGCGAGCAUCCUCUGCAGCGCGUUGUCUCAGUCCCGGCUGCGGAAUGGCAGAACGAGGGGCUCGAAUCCGACUACCAGGAGCUCGUGGCCGUCAACUCGGUGGUCAAGACGGUGCAGGAGAAGGCCCGCGGCCAGAAGCAGAUGGGUUCGUCGCUCCAGUCGUUCGUCCACAUCGUGCUGCCGGAGCACACGACGCCCGAAUCGGUGUUUUACCGGGAUGCGUCGGAACUGGCCGACGUCUUCGUGGUGUCGUCCGUCAGCCUCGGGGCUCACGGCGAGCCGAUGCCGGAGUCGGUGGCGCAGGCGGAGUGGCAAUACAGCGAGGAAUAUGAGCUCCCCAGCGGAGCCAAGGGAACGGUAUAUGUGUACAGUCCGCAGGCAGGGAAAUGUCCUCGGUGCUGGCGGUAUGUGGUUGCGGAGAGCGAGGCGGCGGAAGAGACGGUGUGCGAUCGCUGCGAGGGAGUGGUGCAAGAGCUGGAUGCAGCUGCAGCUGGAGCUGGUGCAGCUGGCAGUGUGUGAGUGGC
Messenger RNA from Aspergillus homomorphus CBS 101889, 4604 nucleotides. Its product is annotated as isoleucine--tRNA ligase ISM1. The record is from RefSeq and is a predicted model, not a curated record. Gene Ontology annotation, molecular function: ATP binding; isoleucine-tRNA ligase activity; aminoacyl-tRNA deacylase activity. Gene Ontology annotation, cellular component: cytosol. Gene Ontology annotation, biological process: isoleucyl-tRNA aminoacylation. NCBI's taxonomy places the organism in Eukaryota, Fungi, Ascomycota, Eurotiomycetes, Eurotiales, Aspergillaceae. The transcript has 4 exons. The coding region runs from base 1 to 4599 and encodes 1532 amino acids.